CCUCUCUUCUCUCUCUCUUCCUCUGUUUGUCCUGGUCUCUUCAUCCCUCUCUUCAUCUCAACAAGUGUUAACAGAGGACUUCUGCUGUGCUAAGAAGCUGGAAAUCUGCAGGAAAUCUGUGUGUGUGUGUGUGUGUGUGUGUGUGUGUGUGUGUGUGUGUGUGUGUGUGUGAUGCUCUGCACGUGGGGCCUGGAUGUUCUCGUCAUGUCCACUCCCCUGUGUGUGUGACAGGAUACACUCUCUUUAAACGGAGGGGUGUGUGCUGAGGUUCAUUUCAUCUGUGAUCAGCAUCAGCACACACAUUCACACACACACACACACGCUCGUACACGCACACUCACACACUCUCUGCAGCUCUCAAUCACGAUGAGGACCUCCACUGCCCUGUGUGUGGGCCUCUGUGUUCUGCUUCAAAUCAAGACCACUUGGCAAAUAGUGGACAGCAGUUCUUUCCUCAUCUAUAACGAUGACCACUCCAAGUGUCUGAAGGUGGUCGACACGUCCUCAUUCGUGGCGGCCGCGUGUGACCCUGCCGCGACGUCACAGCGAUUCCGCUGGGUGUCCAAUAACCGUCUGCUGAGCCUGUCGCUGAAGCUGUGUCUGGGCGCGCAGGACCUGCGCGACUGGGUCAAGGUGCUGCCCUUCCCCUGCAACGAGCAGAGUCCACUACAACAGUGGGAAUGCAAGAACGACACGCUGGUCGGCCUCAAGGGGCAGCCCCUGAACCUCAACUACGGCAACCGUAACGAGAAGAACGUGAUGCUGUACAAGGGCUCAGGCAGCUGGAGCCGCUGGAAGAUGUACGCAACCAACAGUGACCUCUGCUCCCAUGGCUACCGCGAGACCUUCACACUGGGGGGAAAUGCAUACGGGAGUCCCUGUCAGUUCCCCUUUAAGUUUCAGGAGAGCUGGUACGCCGAGUGCACAGUGGACGGUCGAUCUGACGGACAGCUGUGGUGCGCCACCGAGACCGACUACCAGAAGGACAAGAAAUGGGGCUUCUGUCCCACCAAGAGUUCCUCUGGCUGGGAUGCGGAUCCAGUGACUGGCGUUUUGUACCAGAGGAACACGCAGGCAGUUCUGACAUGGCACCAGGCACGUGUCAGCUGCCAACAGCAGGGGGCAGACUUGCUCAGCAUUGUGGAACUGCAUGAGCAGACAUACAUUUCAGGUCUGACUAACAUCCUAGGCACCUCUCUGUGGAUUGGCCUCAACAGUUUGGACUUUCAGAGCGGCUGGCAGUGGAGCAAUAGCAACCCCUUCAGAUACUUAAACUGGGCUCCAGGUCACCCAUCGUCGGAGCCAGGUCUGAAUUGUGGAGUGUUGAAUCCUGGGAAAGCAUCCAAGUGGGAAAGUUUGAACUGCAACAAAAAGAUGGGCUACAUCUGCCGCAAGGGCAACAGCACUGACGUUACACCAGUAGUCCUGUCGAGCCAGCAGCCGUUCUACUGUGGGGCAGGCUGGGUUCCGUACUACGGUCACUGCUACUCGCUGCGUCGGGAGAAGAGGAGCUGGAGCCAGGCGCUGGUGGCCUGCCACAAGGACGAGGCUGACCUCACCAGCGUCCUCAGCGUGGAGGAGCACAGCUUCCUCAUCUCACAGAGCGGCUACAUGGAAUCUGAUGAGCUGUGGAUCGGGCUGACUGACCGCUCCACUCAGAACUUGUUUGAGUGGUCAGAUCGCUCCAGUGUGACCUUCACCAAGUGGACAGCAGGAGAACCGUCCCACUCCACCAACCUGCUGGAGGACUGCGUGCUGAUGGGGGGAAAGGAAGGUCGCUGGUCUGACUAUAUGUGUGAGAAGGAGUUUGGCUUCAUCUGUAAGAAGAAAGCUUCCACUCAGUUACCAGAGGGGGGCACUAUUCCCAACACAGGAUGCAAAACGGGUUGGGUGAGGUACUCUUCCUAUUGCUACCUCAUUGGAUCUGAGACAAAAAGCUUUGAGGAUGCCAAACAGACAUGCACCAGCAGUUCAGCUAGACUGGUGGAUGUUGCUGACAGGUAUGAAAAUGCCUUCGUCAUCAGCCUGGUGGGUCUCAGACCGGAGAAGUACUUCUGGCUUGGAAUGUCCAAUAUGCAGAACCCAGACCACUUCAAAACCAGCACCGGUAGCCCAGUCAAAUUCACCCACUUCAACGUUGGCAUGCCAGAUCGUCAUCAGGGUUGUGUGGCUAUGCUGACGGGCAUGUCGGCGGGCUUGUGGGAUGUGGUCAGUUGUGACUCCAAACAGAAGUUCCUCUGCAAGGCGCUGGCAGAGGGAGUGACCAGCACUGUCCCGCCCCCAACCACACGGCCUCUCGCAUGCCACGACGGGUGGACCCCAAAACCCAGCUCACACUUCUGUUAUAAGGUAUUUAAGAAGAGUAGUGAGGAGAAAAAGACAUGGAUCCAGGCUCAAAAGUUCUGCAAGGCCAUUGGAGGAGACCUCAUCAGCCUGCAUUCUCAGGAUCAAGUCGACGCUUUACCGUAUUACCAUGACUCUCCAGCCUGGAUCGGAUUCAAAAUGGAUCCCCAAGGUGGAUUUGUGUGGAGUGAUGAGUCCCCGUCUGACUAUGAGAACUGGGGUUAUGGUGAACCCAACAACUACAAUGACAACGAGCACUGUACCGAGACCAGCUUCUAUUACAGUCACUCCUGGAAUGACAGGGACUGUGAGCACUAUGUUGACUGGAUCUGCCAGUUACGCAGAGGACAAGUUCCAAAACCAGCUCCCACUGCAAUGGAACCAGCGGAGUAUAACAUGACCAGUGAUGGCUGGCUGGAUAAGAAUGGGAGUCAGUACUACAUCAACCAGGAGAAGCUCAGCAUGGAGGAGGCCCAGGCCUACUGUAAGAGUAACCAUGGCAACCUGGCCAUCAUCACUGGACACACAGAGAGAAGAUUCCUCAUGAGACAGAUCUCCAGGGGGUCGGAGAACCAGUACUACAUUGGGAUGACGGUCAACCUGGACAAAUCCUUCAGCUGGGUAGACGACUCUCCAGUGGUGUUCACAGCCUGGGACAGGAACGAGCCCAACUUUGCUAACAACGAUGAGCACUGCGUCACAAUAUACAAGAACGGUUUCUGGAAUGACAUUAACUGUGGAUUGCCAUUGCCCUCCAUCUGUAAGCGCAGCAGUGGUUUUGUAAACAGCACUAUGGCUCCCACUACAGUCCCCAGGGGGUACUGCGCCCCAGAGUGGACCGCUUUCCAGGGAAAGUGUUAUAAAUUCGUAGGCCAGGACAAUAAGAAAGCGUGGCAUGCAGCUCGUGACUUCUGCAUCAAACAGGGAGGGAACUUGCUGUCCAUCGUCAACCACCAAGAGCAAGCAUUCCUGACCACGCGCAUGCUGAGCUCAGACGGGGACAUGUGGACUGGCCUGAACGACGUCAACUGGGAGAUGCGCUUCCUGUGGACGGACGGAAAGCCUGUGACCUUCACGAACUGGGCUAAAGGUCACCCAGUGUCCUACCCUGGAAGCAUGAUGGGAGAUGAAGAGUUUGACUGCGUUGUCAUGGUGAGGAGUCCGCCCUCAGUGGUGGGGGUGUGGAAGGUGGAGGACUGCCAUGCUUCACGAGGCUUUAUCUGCAAAAGAAAUCUGGACUCUCAGAUUGCAGCUCCUGUAACCACGGCGACCCCACAUAACUACUUCCGUCUGGGGAACGACUCGUAUAAGGUGCAGACGGAGCGCAUGAGCUGGGACGAGGCGCGGAGGCAAUGCAAGGCAGACGACGCCGAUCUGGCCUCCAUCCUCGACUCCAUCAGCCAGGCCAACACCAUCCUUAGGACACACACACUCAAACAGCCUGUCUGGAUAGGACUGAACAGCAACCUGACGGGUGGACAAUACCGCUGGGUGGAUAAUUGGCUGCUGCGCUACAGUAGGUGGGGUCCAGAGGAACCCAGAGCCAAUCAGGCAUGUGUUUACAUCGACACAGAUGGCAGCUGGAAGACUACCACCUGCAACAACACCUACUACUCCCUCUGCAAGCGCUCCCCAGUUCUGGCCCCUACUGACCCGCCCCAGUUGCCUGGCAACUGCCCUGAGCCUAAGAGGCGACGGACAUGGAUCCCCUUCCGUGGCCAUUGCUACGCGUUCAUCACGGCCUCCCUGGAGAACUGGGCCCACUCCACCGUGGAGUGCAUCCGCAUGGGCGCCUCUCUUCUAAGUAUUGAGGAUCCAACCGAGGCCAACUUCAUCCAGGAGAAGCUGGGAAUGCUGCAAGAUGGUACCAAGUCAUUCUGGAUUGGACUGCAUCGCUCCCAUGAGGGUAAAUGGAUGUGGAUUGAUACAUCACCGGUUGACUACACAAACUGGAAUUCGAGGACCCACAGCUAUGGAGAUUGUGUGUUCAUCAACUCAGACUCAGCUGUCUGGGAAAAAACCAGCUGUAGUCGAUACAGGCCCUACAUCUGCAAAAUGCCCAAAGUUAUACCACCAACAGAGUCCAAACCAUUACCAGUGAAAAUCACACAAGCCCCUCCCCAUAGUUCCGCUGGCAUUGCUGUGGCUAUUGUCAUGGUGAUUGCUGCCGUGGCUGGACUGGCAGUGUUCCUUUUCUAUAAGAGGCCUACUGUCCCUGUGGUGGGGGAGUGCACCUUUGACAACACGCUGUACUUCAACAAUCCUACUCGGACCAACGCCAGCAUCGACACCAAGGGCCUUGUGGCUAACAUCGAGCAGAAUGAACAUGCCUAAGGACAAAUUACCAAACACAUUCCAUACACAAAUCACUACAACACCACACCAUACACAUCACAACACAACAUCACACCAUACACAUCAAUACAACACAGCACCAUACACAUCACA
Alosa sapidissima (American shad) is the source of this 4791-nucleotide messenger RNA. RefSeq names its product mannose receptor, C type 1a (gene mrc1a). The coding region runs from base 367 to 4677 and encodes 1436 amino acids. Gene Ontology annotation, molecular function: signaling receptor activity. NCBI's taxonomy places the organism in Eukaryota, Metazoa, Chordata, Actinopteri, Clupeiformes, Clupeidae. The record is from RefSeq and is a predicted model, not a curated record. The transcript has 30 exons.